Molecule: messenger RNA, 1650 nt
Organism: Brassica napus (rape)
Lineage: Eukaryota; Viridiplantae; Streptophyta; Magnoliopsida; Brassicales; Brassicaceae
Product: myrosinase 4-like
Exons: 13
Coding region: 46-1593 (515 amino acids)
Biological process (GO): carbohydrate metabolic process
Molecular function (GO): beta-glucosidase activity
Source: RefSeq, a predicted model, not a curated record
ACAAAAAGCAAAUUUAGCUAAAAACCAAAGAGAGCAAAAACCACAAUGUUCUCAACCAUGGAAUGUCAAAAAGCUCAAUUCUUUGUAACCAUUCUUAUCAUUCUCUUUGCGGUUUCAAGUAGCAAAAAUGUUUGUAACCCGGCCUGUAAGGCUAAAGAACCGUUCAACUGCGACAAUCCACUUACAUUCAACCGAACUAGUUUUCCAAAGAACUUCACUUUUGGUGCGGCUACUUCAGCCUACCAGAUCGAAGGUGCUUCACAUAGAGCACUUAACGGAUGGGACUAUUUCACUCAUAGAUAUCCAGAGAAAGUGCCAGACCACAGUUCUGGAGACCUUGCUUGUGAUUCGUAUGAUCUUUACAAGGAGGAUGUCAAAUUACUGAAAAGAAUGAAGGCUCAAGCAUACAGACUCUCAAUAGCAUGGUCAAGGAUCUUACCAAAGGGAAGAUUGACUGGAGGGAUUGACGAAAACGGGAUAAAAUACUACAAUAACCUCAUCAAUGAGUUAAAAGCAAAUGGCAUUGAACCGUACGUAACAAUAUUCCACUGGGAUGUUCCCCAAACUCUAGAAGAUGAGUAUGGAGGUUUCUUGAGUCGACGCAUAGUAGAGGACUACAAAAACUAUGCCGAGCUUCUAUUUCAGAGAUUCGGAGACAGAGUCAAAUUUUGGAUCACUUUAAACCAGCCUUACUCUCUCGCAAGCAAAGGUUAUGGAGACGGAUCGUAUCCUCCUGGACGGUGCACUGGCUGUGAAUUUGGAGGAGAUUCUGGAACUGAGCCUUAUAUAGUUGCACAUAACCAACUUCUAGCUCAUGCAAAAACUGUAGCAUUAUACCGAAAACGAUAUCAGAAAUUGCAUGGUGGUAAAAUAGGAACGACCUUGAUCGGGAGAUGGUUCACCCCAUUAAACGAAAAUAGCAUUCGUGACACGGCUGCUGCAAAGCGGGCAUUUGAUUUCUUCGUUGGAUGGUUUUUGGAUCCAUUGGUUUAUGGAAGAUAUCCAAAGAUAAUGCGACAGAUGGUUGGACCUAGAUUGCCAAAAUUCACACCUCAAGAAUCAAAGUUAGUCAAAGGAUCACUUGAUUUUCUAGGGUUGAACUAUUAUGUUACACAAUACGCGACCAAUGCACCUCCUUCUACAAAACCUAGUGUCAUAACCGAUCCAAGAGUUACACUUGGAUAUUACCGCAACGGAGUACCUAUUGGUGUUCAGGCGCCUAGCUUCGUCUACUACCCUCCAGGGUUCCGUCAGAUUCUAAAUUAUAUCAAAAACAAAUACGGAAACCCACUUACCUACAUCACUGAAAACGGAAUUGGAGAUCUUGAUAUGGGAAACUUAACCCUGCCAAAUGCUCUUGCUGAUAAUGGACGAAUUCAAAAUCAUUGCAGCCAUAUUUCAUGUCUAAAAUGCUCUAUCGAGGAUGGAUGCAACGUAGCAGGAUAUUUUGCAUGGUCAUUAAUGGACAACUACGAGUUCGGAAAUGGUUACACUCUCCGGUUUGGUAUGAACUGGGUCAAUUUCACUAAUCCUGCUGAUAGAAGAGAAAAAGAUUCUGGAAAAUGGUUUUCUAAGUUCAUAAUCAAACAAUAAGAGGAAUCGAUAUGAUAUACAUACAUACAUACAUAUAUAUAUAUAUAUAUAUAUAUA